AUGGGUACAGAGGGCACAGGUCAAAAACUCAACCCAAAUAUCGUCCUCAGAAGUUCUAGAAACGAGCGGUACGCCGGCAAACAACCGGCAAGAAAUCUGAAUCCACUACAAAAGGGGAUACAGGAAUAUGUGACCACACAUAUACCUUCGUCUCGUCUUUCAGACCAUGGCCUAUCCCCAGACACUCUGCUAUCCUCGCUGCCCAAACGAUAUACCAUCUAUGAGCCCAUGUUGCUCCUGCCCGUCAACGCACUCAGCUCCCCUCCAGCCUGGAGUGCGCUCUACCAAUCCUUCAGUGACGAGGAAAAGCAGUCUCUCUUUGCAUUGAUAGCUCAGGCGUUCAGCCACAUGGGCGUUUCUCAUGUUGCUAUCAAUGCGCCCAUCGCACUGACAGAUAUUCAGGGUCAAGAGAACAGAAUGAGGAGUCCUGCGGGAUUGGUCCCGCUGUAUGGGGAUUUUGGACCCCUACCCUCUGAGGAUGAAGAUGAGAACGGACAGCCAACGGAGGCUGAUCUACAGUUGGCUUUUUGGGUUCGCACGGUGCAGAAUCAUGGGAUUGUCCAGAUAUGGUCCCCGCUCUACACAAUGUUUUCUCGCGGGAAUAUCACGGAAAAGGCGCGUAUCUUGGGCUACGGGACUGUGUUUGAGGGACUUGAUGCGGAUUUCCUUAAAGGCGAUACAGUUGGAGAUAUUGAUGUGAUCGACAUGUAUGCCGGCAUCGGAUACUUUGUCUUUUCGUAUCUGAAACGGGGUGUCAACCGGGUAUGGGGAUGGGAGAUCAAUGGCUGGUCGGUGGAAGGUCUGCGAAGGGGCUGUAUAGAAAACGGAUGGGGAUGUAAGGUCGUGCGAGUCCGAGAGGAUGGAUCUUUGAGCGAAACAAUUCCCAGUUUGGUGGAGGGUCUCCAAGACUCAGACAAGGUAGUCAUUUUCCAUGGGGACAACAGAUUCGCAGCAGACAUCUUACUGGGUAUCGCAGAGCACUUGAAAGCUCGGCGGUCGUUGAACAGCAUUCGACAUGUCAAUCUAGGCCUCCUCCCGUCGUCGUCGGCAGCAUGGAGCAAUGCUUGCAAGAUGAUUGACGUUCAAAAAGGCGGCUGGAUCCAUGUCCAUGAAAACGUGGAUGUGCAGAAAAUUGAGGAGAAAAAAGAAGAAAUUGCCUGUGAAAUGGGGCGAUUGCGAGCUCAAGUGCUUGAUAUCCGGAGCGUUGCAGUGAAGUGUCGACAUGUUGAACAUGUCAAGACGUAUGCACCAGGGGUUAUGCAUUGUGUCUUUGACGUAUACUUACCAUCCUGUAUGGAGGCCAACUUGGGGAAACCAGUAUGA
This is a messenger RNA of Aspergillus tanneri, 1323 nucleotides long. Its product is annotated as tRNA(Phe) (4-demethylwyosine(37)-C(7)) aminocarboxypropyltransferase. Gene Ontology annotation, biological process: tRNA methylation; wybutosine biosynthetic process. The coding region runs from base 1 to 1323 and encodes 440 amino acids. The record is from RefSeq and is a predicted model, not a curated record. Gene Ontology annotation, molecular function: tRNA methyltransferase activity; S-adenosylmethionine-dependent methyltransferase activity. Gene Ontology annotation, cellular component: cytoplasm. The transcript has a single exon. NCBI's taxonomy places the organism in Eukaryota, Fungi, Ascomycota, Eurotiomycetes, Eurotiales, Aspergillaceae.